This is a messenger RNA of Empidonax traillii (willow flycatcher), 4232 nucleotides long. RefSeq names its product neurocan (gene NCAN). Gene Ontology annotation, biological process: cell adhesion. Gene Ontology annotation, molecular function: hyaluronic acid binding; calcium ion binding. The transcript is spliced from 14 exons. The coding region runs from base 6 to 4112 and encodes 1368 amino acids. The record is from RefSeq and is a predicted model, not a curated record. NCBI's taxonomy places the organism in Eukaryota, Metazoa, Chordata, Aves, Passeriformes, Tyrannidae.
CAAGGAUGGUCCAUGGGAUGGGGGAUGCCGGCUGCUGGGUCCUGCUCGGGCUCUCCCUGCUCCCCAUCGCCGUGCUGGGCUCCCAGGACGAUGGGAAGGUGAUCCACAUCAGCAGGGUGCAGCACCAGGCGGUGCGCGUGGGGCUGGGGGAGCCCGUGGCCCUGCCCUGCCUCUUCCUGCUCCACCCCUCCGCCUCGCUGGGGCCCAACGAGCCCCCCGACCCGCCCCGCGUCAAAUGGAGCAAGGUGCGCUCGGCCAGCGGCCAGCGGGAGGACGCGCCCAUCCUGGUGGCCAAGGACAACGCCGUGAAGGUGGUGAAAGCCUACGAGGGCCGCGUGUCCCUGCCCGGCUACCCCCGUGACCGCUCCAACGCCACGCUGGAGCUGCGCGGGGCCCGCGCCAGCGACGGGGGGCUGUACCGCUGCGAGGUGGUGGCCGGCAUCGAGGACGAGCAGGACCUGCUGCCGCUGGAGGUGACGGGCGUCGUGUUCCACUACCGCCCCGCGGGCCGGCGCUACGCCCUGAGCUUCCCCGCCGCCCGCCGCGCCUGCCGGGACAACUCUGCCGUCAUCGCCUCCCCCCAGCACCUCCAGGCCGCCUUCGAGGACGGCUACGACAACUGCGACGCGGGCUGGCUGGGCGACCAGAGCGUGCGGUAUCCCAUCACGCUGUCCCGGCCCGGUUGCUAUGGAGACCGCAACAGCCUGCCCGGAGUGCGGAGCUACGGGCGGAGGGAGCCCGAGGAGCUGUACGAUGUGUACUGCUACGCCCGGGAGCUGAGAGGGACGGUGUUCUACGCCACGGUGCCGGGGAGGUUCACGUGGCAGGGGGCCCGGCGGCACUGCCGGGGCCGGGGGGCCUCGCUGGCCACCACGGGGCAGCUGUACCUGGCGUGGCGGGAGGGGCUGGACCAGUGUGACCCGGGCUGGCUGGCCGACGGCAGCGUCCGCUACCCCAUCAGGGUGCCCCGCAGGAAGUGUGGGGGGGAGGCCCCCGGGGUCAGGACCCUCUACCAGUUCCCCAACCGCACCGGGUUCCCCCCGGCCGCCUCCAGGUUCGACGCCUACUGCUACAAAGCCGCGGGGCAGAGGGACACGGAGGAGCCGGUGCCCCCCACGCCCGACCCACCGGGCAGCGACAACGUGCUGGUGGAGCACAGCGAGGACCUGGGCACCUCGGGGGACACCAGGGACACCCCCAGCGACCACUACGAGCUCCUGCCACAGCCAGGGCUCGCAGGGCAGGGCCAGGAGGAAGAGGAGGAGGAUGAGGAUGAGCAGCUGCAGCCGGCGAGCAGCAGCCCCACGGCCACGGCACAGCGUGGGGACCUCCCGGGGGCCACCCCUGCACCGGCACCAGCGGCUCCUGGGCUAGGGAUGGAUGGUGGGACACCCCUGCCACCCACCACGGCCCCCUCGCUGGUGUGGCCCCAUGAGGAGGCGGCUCUCAACGUGGUGGAUCAGGCCCUGGAGAGCUCCUGGCAGGAUCCGACCGGUGCCAGCCCGGCGCUGCCGGUGCAAGAAGAGCCUGAGGAGCCCCCGGCCACCCUCCUGCCACACUCCCAAAGCCCAGCCCGGGAGCACAGCACCGGAUCGUCACUGGCACCAGCUGGGCUGGGGAUGGUCCCCAGCACGGCAGCAGAGACCCCCAGCCCCCCACCCACCAGCUCCCACAGCCCAAGGAAGAGCCACGCCGGGCUGAACGGGCGCUACUUCCAGCUCCAGCAGCAGGGUCGUGACCCCGCGGUGGCAGCUGGGGACCCCACGGGGGCUGUGGACCCCACAGUGGCUGGGGACGCAGCGGGGACGGCCACCCAGGCCCCUGUCCUGGCCCUGGAGGUGAAGGAAGCUGCGGCCAACACGGUGGAGCCGUGGAACAUCCCCCGUGUGGGCACCGAGAGCCUCUGGCAGGAGGGCCCCGACGCGUCCCCCAGCGCGCUGGAGGAGGAGAUCAGCCCUGAGCUGGUGGCACCGGACACUGCCCUGGUGACACCCUCGCCGCAGGCACCAGUCCCGAGGGAUUCCCCGCAGGAAUUGUGGAGCCCCCGCCACCCUGGGGGGCCUGAGGGGACACCCCCUGUGCCAUCCCCACCCCUGCCUGUCUCCGUGACACCCCACGAGGCUCUGGGCCGCCAGGACAUCCCCACGGACGGGGCCCAGCCCCACAUCCCCAGUGCCCGUGGGGACUCCCCGCGACCACCUGCAGAGGCCACCGAGGACUUCUCUGGGGACACCGUGUCCCAGGAGGACUCUGGCUCUGUCCCACCGUGGCCCCCGCUGCCCCCAGCCCCGCUGGUGGCCGAGGGUCCCGAGCCGGCCCCGCAGCCCCGCGGUGAUGGCGGUGAUGGCAGCGGGGCCCCGGGUGAGGCCUCGCUGGAGAGGCAGAGGAAAGCCGUGACCUUCCUGCAGCCAGACAGCCCCUCCGCGGCUCACCCGGCCACCCCCGGCCCCACCCAGGGGGCUGCUCCCCGUGCCCAGGGGGGGCUGAGCCCCACGGCCCCCCAGGGGCCGGCUGAGCCCAGCCAGGAGCGGCUGGAGGGACACGGGGAUGUCAGGAAAGGCACGGCCAAGCCCGGCAGUGAGGCGGCCGCGUCCCCCCCGGGCUGGGACACCCCCUCGCCAUCACCUCCCCCCGCCACCACCUCGGUGACCCCGUGGGCCGGCCCCGAGCGGCCGGUGGAGGUGGUGGUGAUGGAGCCAGUGGUGAUGGAGGCAGUGGCUGAGGAGGGGUCCACGGCCUUCGCCCCCGCGGCCCCUCAUCCCACCAGCCACUCUGGGCCGGAGCUGGGGGCAGGGGAGCAGCUCCUCCUGCACCCCCUGGACCCUCGGCAGCCCCCCGGCUCCCCAGCCCCCCCCAGCCCCGAGGAUGCUCCAACAUCCCCCAGCCAGGAGGAUUCCUCGGGGGACACGAGGAGGGAAGAGCCCGCCACGCCCCUCGGCUCAUCCACCCUCGACCCCUGGUCAUCACCUACUGCCCCCCACCCGGGGGUGACCGGGACACCUGAGUCCCCUGGCGUGGGGCUGCUCUUUGAGCCCUCCGUGGCAGCGGAGCUGGGGGUCCCAGGGGGGUCCCCGCUGCUGGAAGCUGACAGUGGGAGCGGCGAGGGGCUGGAGGAGAGGGAGCUGCUGGCCUGGGUGGGCACCGGCAACACCACCCGGCACGCCCCGUCGGACCCCUGCGAGAACAACCCCUGCCUGCACGGCGGGACCUGCCGCGCCAACGGCACCGUCUGCGGCUGCAGCUGCGCCCCCGGCUUCACCGGGGAGAACUGCGAGAUCGACAUCGACGACUGCCUGUCCAGCCCCUGCCAGAACGGCGGCACCUGCAUCGACGAGGUGAACUCCUUCGUGUGCCUCUGCCUGCCCAGCUACGGCGGCAGCCGCUGCGAGAAAGACACGGAGGGCUGUGACCACAACUGGCACAAGUUCCAGGGUCACUGCUACCGCUACUUCCCCCGCCGGCGCUCCUGGGAGGACGCGGAGCGGGACUGCCGGCGCCGCGCCGGCCACCUCACCAGCAUCCACUCGCAGGAGGAGCACGGCUUCAUCAACGGUUUUGGGCAUGAGAACACCUGGAUCGGGCUCAAUGACAGGAUUGUGGAGCAGGACUUCCAGUGGACCGACAACACGGGCUUGCAAUACGAGAACUGGCGGGAGAACCAACCCGACAACUUCUUCGCGGGGGGCGAGGACUGCGUGGUGCUGGUGUCCCACGAGAUCGGCAAGUGGAACGACGUGCCCUGCAACUACAACCUGCCCUACAUCUGCAAGAAAGGCACAGUGCUGUGUGGGCCCCCCCCAGAGGUGCCCAACGCCUUCCCGGUGGGGAAGAGGAAGGAGAAGUACAACAUCCACUCCAGCGUGCGCUACCAGUGCCAGGAGGGCUUCACCCAGCGCCACGUGCCCACCAUCAAGUGCCACAGCACCGGCAAGUGGGACCGGCCCAAAAUCCUCUGCACAAAACCCAGGCGGUCGCACCGAGCGCGGCGGCACCACCGGCACCGGCACAGCCACCCCCACCACCAGCACCACCACCACAAACCCCGCAAGGAGCGGCGAAAACACCGCAAGCACCUCCGGCUGGACUGGAUGGAGGAGGGGCACUACUUCUAGAGCCGAGGGGGGGCCCGCCGAGCACAAAGGUCCCCCCGCGGGAUGUGGUGACGUUUCCCGCCCCCCUCCCGCCCCCCUUUCUCCCCCCUGCCCCCCGCCCUCUCUUUUAUAACCCCCUUU